GCGAACGGCGGCCGGGCGGGCGUGAGGGAGACGCCGCCGCCGCCGCCGCCGCCGCCGCCGGGGAGAAGACGACGGUGGCCGCCGGCGGUGCGGACCCCACCCACCCCUCCCGCCGCCGGUCUCCCUGCCGCUCCCGCCGUCGCGCCGCCGGCAUGAGCCACAUUCAGAUCCCGCCGGGGCUCACGGAGCUGCUGCAGGGCUACACGGUGGAGGUGCUGCGGAAGCAGCCGCCCGACCUGGUGGACUUCGCCGUGGACUACUUCACCCGCCUGCGCGAGGCCCGCGCCCAGACCUCCUCCGUCCCGCUCGCCGCCACCACCACCGCCUUCGGGCUGAAGACGCCCGAGCCCGACUCCAUCCCGGUCACCGACGAGAACGGGGACACGGAAUCCGAGGACGAGGAGGACUUGGAAAUUCCAAUUCCUAACAGAUUUAAUAGACGAGUAUCAGUCUGUGCAGAGACCUAUAAUCCUGAUGAUGAAGAAGAAGAUACUGAUCCAAGGGUGGUUCAUCCUAAAACUGAUGAGCAAAGAUGCAGACUUCAGGAAGCUUGCAAAGAUAUCCUCCUUUUCAAAAACCUUGAUCAGGAACAGCUUUCUCAAGUUCUCGAUGCCAUGUUUGAAAGGUUAGUCAAAGUGGAUGAGCAUGUCAUUGACCAAGGAGAUGAUGGAGACAACUUUUAUGUCAUAGAACGGGGAACCUAUGACAUUUUAGUAACAAAAGAUAACCAGACGCGAUCUGUUGGUCAGUAUGACAACCGUGGCAGUUUUGGAGAACUGGCUCUGAUGUACAACACCCCGAGGGCAGCUACCAUUGUCGCCACCUCAGAAGGAUCCCUUUGGGGAUUGGACCGGGUAACUUUCAGAAGAAUCAUAGUAAAAAAUAAUGCAAAAAAGAGGAGGAUGUUUGAAUCAUUUAUUGAGUCUGUGCCACUCCUCAAAUCACUAGAGGUGUCAGAAAGAAUGAAGAUUGUGGAUGUAAUAGGAGAAAAGAGCUAUAAGGAUGGAGAGCGCAUAAUUGCCCAGGGUGACAAGGCUGAUAGCUUUUACAUCAUAGAAUCUGGCGAAGUAAGCAUUUUGAUAAAAAGCAAGACAAAAACAAACAAGGAUGCUGGGAACCAGGAGGUUGAGAUUGCCCGCUGCCAUAAGGGGCAGUACUUUGGAGAGCUUGCACUGGUCACCAACAAACCCAGAGCGGCUUCAGCGUACGCAAUUGGAGAUGUCAAAUGCUUAGUUAUGGAUGUUCAGGCCUUUGAGCGGCUCCUGGGGCCCUGCAUGGACAUCAUGAAGAGGAACAUCUCACACUACGAGGAGCAGCUGGUGAAGAUGUUUGGCUCCAACAUGGAUCUGGUUGACCCCGGAGAGUAGACGUGCCACCAUUCCCCAGAGCCUUCUCAGUGUGACAGCGAAACCUUCUGGUCAGCCACAAGAACACACACAGAAAAACAGACACAACAGAACUGUUCCUGCUGUUGCCAUUGCCGCUGCCAUUGCUGUGGUUAUGGGCAUUUAGGAAACUUGAAAGUCAGCACUAAAGGAUGGACAGAGGCUCCACCCACACCUCCACGUUGCUUCUGAACGCCCAUUUUUAGACCACUUGUAAUGAUUACUCCAACCCAGUUUUCACAUCUUUGGUUCAGAAUGGCAUGUCUCUCCAACAAUUUUUAAGUGCCUGAUAAAAAGUCCAAAGUGUAAAAACAUCCUCCUUUCCUCUCUUGCUGCUACUCUUGCUUUUUGGAAGUUACUCACAGUUCCACAGCAACCUGUUAAAUAGCUGUAGACCUCUCUCUCUCUCUCUCUCUCUCUCUCUCUCUCUC
Perognathus longimembris pacificus (Pacific pocket mouse) is the source of this 1816-nucleotide messenger RNA. It is a transcript of the gene Prkar2a, whose product is annotated as protein kinase cAMP-dependent type II regulatory subunit alpha. Bases 153 to 1367 code for a protein of 404 amino acids. The record is from RefSeq and is a predicted model, not a curated record. Gene Ontology annotation, biological process: regulation of protein phosphorylation. NCBI's taxonomy places the organism in Eukaryota, Metazoa, Chordata, Mammalia, Rodentia, Heteromyidae. Gene Ontology annotation, cellular component: cAMP-dependent protein kinase complex. Gene Ontology annotation, molecular function: cAMP-dependent protein kinase regulator activity. The transcript has 11 exons.